AUGGUUUCGAGUGGCGACAAGGAAUGGAAGUCUAAAUUGGAGUUCCCCAUCAAUUAUGAUUCUGGCCAAAGUUCAGAUGAUGAGAACUCCAAGGAUGUAGUGAUGCGCCAUCCCCGAUCCUCGCACUUCCUCCUGGAGGAAUGUGGGGAUGGGUCCGAAGCUGAUCUCUUAGGGAGCACGCCUCCGCGGUCCAGGAUUCGAGAUAAGGAGAAGAGGAGAAACAUGAUAGAUUCGAGUCUGUGCUACCACAACAUGCCAGACGGGAAGUCGGUUGACAGUUUCCCUGCAACUCAGCCGACACCACCAGAGCGUUUAAAGAAACGGGCCAGUAUGAAAUUCAUACGCGCCAAAGAGAGGGACUGGAAGCAAGACUUUGGGCAGAUGGAGACGAAGGCAGAUUCCCUGCCUUCUCCCUCUGUUAUGGCUGCCGUUCCUACUUUGGUGGAAUCGUGCAGUCGUUUCAUGUCCCUCGUAUCUCGGCCGAAGUGUCGGCAACCGGAAGAGGAAAUAAGGUGUUGUGAUGAUGAAGUGCCCGCGAGUCGCAUCAAUUUCCACGACACUUUCAGUAUGCUCAUUAAUAUGGGGAAUAUGGAGAAAGGAUGCCGGAGAACUAUAAGUCGUGAAGAGCAAGUAUGGCAGAAUGAGUUAAAGGACCUCAUAUGGCUGGAGUUGCAGGCCAAGCUCUCUGGACGGACCCUUGAGCAGCAGGAUGAUUUCCUUUGCACUCAGAGAAACGUUAUACCUAAUAUUGUACAACGGAUUUUGGACUAUAAAUUUGUUAGUUCAAAACCAGUUUGUAGAUCCGGCACGAGAUUGCAGCCGACCCAAGAGUGCUCCAAUGAAGAUCUGUCUUUAGAUUGUUGCAACGAUGGAACCAAUCAUGAUGAUAUACAAAUCCAACUGGGCUGCCUCAGUAUAGACUGCACGUUAUGCUCGGACGUGAUAGGAGAAGCGAUGCGUGAAGUUGGUGGUAUUUUGGACGCAUUUGACAAUGCUGUUGCGUUAUAUCCCUCGUCUACAGCUGCCAAGCACGAUCACCCGGCUCUUGCGUCAUCUGAACUUAAUGAUAGAAUUAGGGCAAUGUGUCUUUGGUACAACACGGCCCUUCACAUGCGGCUAAAGUUGUUAUCGGUACGUCGUUUGUUACGUAUUGUACGCGCACGGAAUCGUCGAAGAGAAAUGCAACACAAACCGUCAGUUGAUUCUACUAGUAGCAGAUCUUCAAAUGCCCACUCGAGCCAAGUGCGAUUCAAUAUAACCACUCCGAGUGGUUCUAAUAGCAGCGCAUCGAGCGGACAGUCGCAUGAUGAUAAAAAGUCCGGCUCGGAGGACCAAGAGAAAGUGCAAAAACCUUUGGAUAACGAAUCUCUUAAGCAGGAAGAUGGUACAGUAGACAGCGGAUAUAGUAGAUCUGAUCGAACAGGUGACGCAACUCCCGAGAUUGUAUUGGAUACGUACAGCACGAACGAUUCUGAAGAUUACGCUUCCGUCGAACAAGAGUGUUUACGCGGAGAUGCCUUCUACAUUGGGCCGUUGGAUGAUUUAACACAAAUGAGGCUGCUGGACCGACAGCAGGUCUCUGUUUAUCGCGACUAUCAUUACGACAUGCUUAAAACGGCGGGAGUCCGACGUUGUAUGAUGUUUAUGAACAAGAUCUGGAGUAGUAUACUGCACAAGGUCUACCACGUGUUGCAGGAACCACAGCAAAUAGACGCGUCCAUGGAAGAUGAAGCAGAUAUCGACUCGACCAAAGAUGACAAAGAGACAAAUGCAAAAAAUAUAUAUGUAUUAAAAAGGUAUGGUUGCUGGAGCCCCGAGAGCAUUUCAAUGCAGCUACCUUCCUUCCGAAACCACUUUCUGCUGCUGAACUGCAUCUGUAUGGAGGCCCUGCACGACUACCUCGCCCUGCGGGUUGACUCGCGUCCCGAUCAACCGUCAUGUCUUACUAUCAAACAGUUAAUCCACGAGUUAAAAGAAGGUUUAGAUAUAGCGGCCGAAACGCGCGCCUCCUUCGCACGGAACGUGGAAGCCGCGUUACGGGGUUGGUCCAUAGCGCCCACCACGAGGCAGGAUCUCCUCAUGGUGCUUAAGACGUACGACGCCACCGUGGAUACUUGCACGCAGUUAUACCUAUCAUAUCUCCGUACAAUGUCGCUUCAAGAGUCACUGAGUCGCGCUGCGCUUUCCGCCGAAUGGGCCUUCGCCAUCCGAUUGGCUGCGCGUGCGCCGCCUGCGAGGAAACUAGCGCCACCUGCUUUCGCGGAUAUCGCGUGUAACCAGUUGGAUAGGAUUUUAAAACAGUACCAGGAGAAAUUCGAUAAAUUAAAGGAACUUGAGCUCAAUGAAAGUGCCGAAGGUGACGCUCAGAGGUACGUCGUAUACCUGAUGUGUCGCGAGGCCCAAACGAUCUAUACGGGAUCUCGAGAAAGCGCACUUCAGGCCGCGCAAUGGGCGCGCGCACUCGCAAACAGACUGCCUCCGCAUCACGCACGAUAUAAGGCGCAAAUAUUUAACAGCCUAAUGGCCCUACGCAAUUGUCUAGUGGAACAAACUAAACAUAUACUAGAGCGUAGUCGACUUCCCGCGAGUGAUCCCAACCUUUCGACCGAAUCAUGGGAGUCUCUCAAUGCAAGAGUACGAGAAUUGCUGCUUCAAAUCUACAAAUUGGGAUUCGAGUUGCACAUGGAAAUGCACAAGUUCGCUCAAGCGCCAUUCAAACUUCAGCGCGAAAUGCGCGCGCGGCGACUUCGACCGUCUUCCUUGCAGCCUUCAAGAGUGAUAGAUCCAGUACUGAGACGCAAACGUCCCGAGACAGUUCUCAUUCACGAAUCUUUCAAUCCUAUGCUGCACAAAGAGUUGCAUAGGUUUGUGAGCGACGCGCCGUCUUGUCGUCCGAUCGGACGUCCGGCUGGUCCUACGCGUCGAGUCCGGCUCAUGAGGUCUGAAAGUAUCGGUGAAGAGGGGGAAGGAAGCGUUUUGGAAGAUAUAUGCUUGAAGGAUAAUAUCGUCCAAGGCAAUAUAGAAACGCUCCUCUCGGGUUCUGAAACUCCCAGAACAACGGAUCGAAUGGAGCGAUGUGAAGAGCCCACAGCGGAGGAAGCGGACUGGGCGAAGCAGAUAGCGCGCGCUGUCAUCGAAUUCGCCAGGUGCUGGAUGUUGUUCGUCGUUGAGAGAUGCGAUCGCGGAAGAGGGUUGAGGCCUAGAUGGGCGAGUCAAGGUUUAGAGUUCCUAAUGCUUGCUUGUGAUCCUUAUAACACGAAGCAUUUGACUGAAGAAGAGUUUGAGGAUCUGAAGCAACUGAUGGAUGGGUGCAUAUCCCACGUGAUCGGUUCCCGACCAACGACAUUUCCUUCGUUAUCGCCGACGCCACCUCACAGGCAUAGACUGAGAUUACAUAGUCCCAUACCAAAUUCUAGUCACAAUAACAAAGAGGCCCAAUCCCCACCCAGCGAACAGGACACGUCACCACCUGUCUUCACUACUCCCGAAACGCCAGCUUUCAGCAAAAGAGUCCGAAACGCAGUUCAACAUUUGGACGAGGCUCGGGAUGAGAAGCUCCGGGAAGAUAAACGCGUCGGACGCGUUUUAGGAGCGGCUGUCCAGUGCUACGAGCCCAAAUUACGACAGCUCAAAUUCAAAUGGCAGAGGGGUUUGAAAAUCGGUGCUGGCACUUUUGGAAAGGUAUACACAGUAGUAAACACAGAGAGCGGUCAGGUGUUAGCGAUGAAGGAGCUAAGUAUAGGCGCAGGAGACAGACGCGCGUUGCAACGAGCAGCGAACGAACUGCGCGUACUUGAGGGCGUUGUACAUCCGCACCUUGUCAGAUAUUAUGGCUGUGAAUUACAUCGGGAAGAAAUGCUGUUAUUCAUGGAACUCUGCGUGGAGGGGUCUCUGGAGGCGUUGAUAGCGACGAGCGGCGCGUUAGCCGAACACACAACGAGACGAUACACAAAGCAACUGCUAUGCGCUGUGAACGAACUGCACGCGCGGUCUAUAGCGCAUCGAGAUAUUAAAAGUGGCAAUAUAUUUCUUACAAAUGAAGGUCAUUGCUUGAAGCUGGGUGAUUUUGGAUGUGCGGUAAAGAUCCGAGCUAACACCACUGCGCCGGGGGAACUACAAGGAUUCGUCGGCACUCAAGCAUAUAUGGCUCCAGAAGUAUUCAUGAAAUCGUCGGGCCACGGACGGGCUGCUGACAUGUGGUCUCUGGGAUGCGUAGUCACUGAAAUGGCUUCUGGGAAGCGUCCGUUCUCCGAAUACGACAGCAACUACCAGAUUAUGUUCGUAGUGGGAAUGGGUGGAAGGCCUCACAUCCCUGACUCUCUUUCUAAAGAAGGGCAGGAGUUUUGUAUGACCUGUCUCACUCACGACCCCGAGAACAGACCGCGCGCUGAAGAACUUAAUUUGCAUCAUUUCCUGAUGGUAAAAUCAGACGAUGACUGUACCUGCGAAUCAGCACGACUCAUGAGAUGA
Pieris macdunnoughi is the source of this 4470-nucleotide messenger RNA. Lineage: Eukaryota; Metazoa; Arthropoda; Insecta; Lepidoptera; Pieridae. The record is from the annotation of a GenBank genome assembly.